UACGUGUUUGUUUUAGAGAAAAUGGCACUAACGUGUAUCUACGUACUCAUUUGCAUGCAAUUCCGAAGUUUAUAGUCACGGGUUGCUCCAAACAGUUUAUCUAUAAAUUUCUUAAGCUCCUUAUUCAUCCUCACAAAACCUCAUAGAUUCAUCAACACCAUCAAAGAAAAAACCCCAACCAUGGGGGAAACAAAAUUUAUAGCAAUGUUUUUUAUCUACAUGAUUUGCAUGGUGAUCUCAUUGCCACCUAUAUAUGCUUGUGGUUACUGUGACAAAUCCCACCCACCUUAUGGCCACCCUCCUUCACGUAAGAGCCCUUAUCCUCGUUCACCACCUCAUCAUGGUGGUAAACCGCCUCAUUAUGGUGGUAAACCACCACGUCAUGGAGGAGGUGGAGGACAUGGAAGUAGGGGCCCACCACAUCACGGCGGUGCGCCACCUAUGGCUCCUCCCAUAAUCAUGCCACCCAUUAUUGUUCCAGCUCCUCCAGUAAUAACACCACCUCCAGUAAUAAUCACACCUCCUUCUGUCCCUUGUCCUCCAGGUGUGCCUGGCACUCCAGGAACUCCUGGUAGUCCAGGCACACCUGGCACACCAGGAACACCUGGUACUCCUGGGGCUCCUGGAACCCCAGCAGCACCGGGUAAAGGUGGAGGCGGUGGUGGUCGUGGAGGCGGUGGUUAUGCUCCUCCUGGAAAAGGCGGAGGCGGAGGCGGAUUAACCCCACCUGGAAGAGGUGGUGGUGGUGGUGGUAGGUCUCCUCCGGGAGGCGGGGGUAGGGGAGGUUAUGCUCCUCCGGGAGGAGGAGGAGGUGGUCCACCAGGUGGUGGUGGCGGCGGCGGUGGCGGUCCAGGAGUGACUCCAUCACCUACUACUCCACAAACAUGUCCGAUUGAUGCACUAAAACUAGGGCUUUGCUUAGAUGUUCUAGGAGGAUUAGUGCAUAUUGGGCUAGGAGACCCAGUGAAGAAUGUAUGUUGUCCGGUACUUCAAGGUUUGUUAGAGCUUGAGGCAGCUUUAUGUCUUUGCACAGCAAUAAGACUAAAGCUUCUGAACUUGAACAUAUACAUUCCCUUGGCUCUUACCGUCCUUGCAACUUGUGGAUUGACGACUCCACCUGAUUUCAUUUGUCCGCCUAUCUCCUAAAACUUAGUUUACCUCCAUUAUUCUUAGGUUAUUUUGUAUUUUCCGUCUUGUGUUAUCUCCUAACAAGGAGAUUAAGUAAGGUACUUGUAAGGAUUUAAGCUGUGUUAUGUGUGAUCUUCUUAUAGUUGCUAUCUAGCUAGUAGCAACUUGCUACUUCUGCUUAGUUGAUUGCUGGGCUUUGUUGUGAACAUCGAUUAUGAACAUUAUCUCGAGAAUAAAUCUUUUUUCCAA
Beta vulgaris subsp. vulgaris (sugar beet) is the source of this 1377-nucleotide messenger RNA. RefSeq lists its product as uncharacterized. The transcript has a single exon. The record is from RefSeq and is a predicted model, not a curated record. Bases 181 to 1146 code for a protein of 321 amino acids. NCBI's taxonomy places the organism in Eukaryota, Viridiplantae, Streptophyta, Magnoliopsida, Caryophyllales, Amaranthaceae.